GGGACACUCUCAGUGGUCGCUCUCUAUGAAACGGAUCAACACAUCAGAGAAGUAGUAACUGCGCAGUGAGUCUCCUCUCUCCAUGACGAGAUUACACCGGUGAUGGUCUGCAGUUUCCUUGAUUAAACCCUGGCGCUGCAGCCAAGUUUGCGGGAAAGCGUGCGAAUCUUGUACACACUUUGGUUCCAAAAGGCGGACACCCUCCUGUUAAGGGAUACUGUAUUGUGGCAUUUCUCUACAGCAAUGAAGAAGUAUAGCCAGACCAUCAAUUUUCUUCAGGAUCACAACAGGAUUACCAUCACGACAAAAAAUUCAAGUUCUUAAUCCAAAACAUGGUACUUAUGGCAGGGAAGCAAGAAAUUGCUAUGGGAAAUACCAGUGAUGAAACUAACAUCAUUUUGUCAUCUAUAUCAAAGGAGGAAGAUAUUAUUUUUGGAGUAAUUUAUUCCAUGUAUGGUGUUUUAUCCGUGUUUGGAAACAGUAUUCUCUUGUUUGUAGCAUACCGGAACAAGCACACCCUUAAACCUGCUGAAUAUUUCAUAAUAAACUUGGCUAUCAGUGACCUUGGAAUGGUAUUAACUCUAUUACCACUGGCCAUACCAUCAUCUUUUGCACACAGAUGGUUGUUUGGUCAUGGAACAUGUAUCUAUUAUGCAUUUUGUGGUGUGUUAUUUGGUAUCUGCAGUCUUACUAACCUGACAGUAUUGGGUGUAGUCUGCUGCAUGAAGAUUUGUUACCCUGCAUAUGGCAACAGAUUUACAUCAGAAUAUGCAUAUCUCCUAAUGACGUUUACUUGGGCAUAUGCUUCCAUAUUUGCCAUCUCCCCUCUUGCAAAUUGGGGUCAUUAUGGACUGGAGCCUUAUGGGACUGCUUGUUGCAUAGAUUGGAAUGCACCAACUACAGAUUCCAAUGCAAUGUCCUAUAUUGUAGCACUUUUUGUGUUUUGCUAUGUCUUCCCAUGUUGUAUAAUCACUACGUCAUACACUCUCAUCCUGUUAACAAUAAAAGGAUCAAGAAGAGCAGUGCAACAGCAUGUAUCUUCACAAACAACCUCUAGCAAUGUUCACAAUCUAAUUGUAAAGUUAAGUGUGGCUGUGUGCAUUGGAUUCUUAAUAGCAUGGACCCCGUAUGCAAUUACAGCAAUGUGGGCAGCAUUUGGGAACAGUGACAAGGUUCCACCACUAGCGUUUGCUCUGUCUGCUAUAUUUGCAAAAUCAUCUACGUUACAUAACCCAAUUAUCCAUCUGCUGUUUAAACCAAACUUCCGAAAAUGUUUGAACAAAGGCAUGGCACAUUUACUCAAUCUGUGCAGCUGGCAGAAUCAACCCUGCAACAGAGGAUCAGACCUGUCUUUAAAAUCAGCUCGUGACCAAAUCAGAUUGAAUUCUUGCAAGCGUCCAAGUAGAUUUGUGGAUCUGCAGGAUGCCUACAAUACAUGCAGCAAUACGUUUGAAAGUUUCAGUAACCAUUCAAAAUCUCAGAGUCCAGGAGGAUCUACAUGUAGAGAUGGAGCUGAUAUUUCAAGUGAUAACAGUACAACGCAUAGUCACGUGAAAACCACUACCUUUGUGAUGGUGACUACAAACAUGACAUCUUCAACUGGACAUAUUGAGGCAGCAAUAGACAAACUGCCCAUCAAGCUAGGGACUAAUAUAACACUAAUAUAAAAUAUUGUUACUUUCUUUUGUCACUUUGAACAAUGAAAGUGUUGUGCAGCUCUACUUAGGUUGACAAAGCAGGUUUUAGUUUGGUAAAGAUGUGUCCAAAAAUCAAGAAAUUACACAAAUUAUGUCAUAAAAAUUGCUAUUUUAGUACUAUAAUUCUAUAUAUUUGUCUUAAGUUUGUAAUGUGCUAACGUCACAAAAUUUCUAUCUGAGGAUUUGAACAGCCUUAAAUAAGUAGGGAUUGGAAUUAGAAUUAGCUGUAUUGUCACAUGUACUCACAUGAGUGCAGCGAAAUGUUUACAAGUUGCUGCUUAUGGUGUCAUCUUAGAUACAAAGGUACCUAGGUACAGAUUCCUGAGUACAAAUUUUGAGGAAAAGAAAUAGGAAACUAAAUAAAUAACAAGUCCAGCAUUACAGACCUUCAAAAGUAUA
This is a messenger RNA of Chiloscyllium plagiosum (whitespotted bambooshark), 2096 nucleotides long. RefSeq names its product opsin-5-like. Gene Ontology annotation, cellular component: membrane. Gene Ontology annotation, biological process: visual perception; G protein-coupled receptor signaling pathway. The record is from RefSeq and is a predicted model, not a curated record. Gene Ontology annotation, molecular function: G protein-coupled receptor activity. Lineage: Eukaryota; Metazoa; Chordata; Chondrichthyes; Orectolobiformes; Hemiscylliidae.